Messenger RNA from Loxodonta africana (African savanna elephant), 1730 nucleotides. RefSeq names its product SAYSVFN motif domain containing 1 (gene SAYSD1). The transcript has 2 exons. Bases 72 to 605 code for a protein of 177 amino acids. NCBI's taxonomy places the organism in Eukaryota, Metazoa, Chordata, Mammalia, Proboscidea, Elephantidae. The record is from RefSeq and is a predicted model, not a curated record.
CUAAGCAAAGUGGGAGGAAGACGUCGGCGGGCGCGCGCGCUCCCGGGUGCGCGGGGAGAGGGGCGCGCGCCAUGGAACAGCGGUUAGCGGACUUCCGCGCCGCCCGAAAACGGGCCGGGCUGACAGCCGGACCCAACACCUCAAACCAGAGCUCACAAACCUCGGGAGAGAAGGCGGAAGCAUCCCCGGGCUGGCUAAAGCGGUUCCUGGUGUGGAAAGCGAGGCCCGCGAGCUCGCGGGCCCAACCUAGCCACGCUCAGGAAGCAGCUCAGCCUGGAGGCAGCACAUCACAGCCACCACAGAAUAUAGCCAUUCCUCUGCCACCUCGCCACGACCGGUCUUUCCUGAUCAAUAUCACUGUCUUGAAGGUUCUUCUCUGGUUGGUCCUACUGGGACUAUUUGUGGAACUGGAAUUUGGCCUGGCUUAUUUUAUCCUGUCCUUGUUCUAUUGGAUGUAUGUCGGGACCCGAAGCCCUGAAGAGAAGAAGGCAGGAGAGAAGAGUGCCUACUCCGUGUUCAACCCGGGCUGCGAAGCCAUCCAGGGCACCCUGACUGCAGAGCAGCUUGAGCGGGAGUUACAGUUAAGACCCCUGGAGGGGAGAUAGCACCUCACUCCGCUGUCGGGCAGCUAACCUCAGCACGGUCCUCUUAGCCCUCAGGCCUAGACUUGACUUCCUGUGCACAAGACUCAGGACGGCUCGCGGGUUAGCUCUGUGACCGCGCAGUUCUGCAUUCUUUCCCUGAUCUGCUGCUGCAGUUUUAUCUUUGGACUUCUCUUGGGUUUUAUUGAAACCCCUUGAGAGACACUCACUGUCUGAUGCAAUUUGUAAAAAUUACAUACUUGAGAAAGGGCCUUGUUUGUCUCAUUUGAGAGAAAUGAUUUUAGAUCACUAAACAGGUAUUGUGGAAAUUAUCUGCUAAAAAUAUCCAGCUAUGUGAUAUAAUGGUUAGGUACAUGAUGAUAAGGGCCAUACAUUAAAGUAAAGCUCUCUUCGUCUUUUAAUAUUUAUUUAAAAAUAUUUACCAUCAAGUCAACUCUGACCUGUGGUGACCUCGUGUGUGUCAGAGUAGAAUUGUGCUAGAUGGGGUUUUCAGAGGCUGAUUUUUUGGAAGCAGGUCACCAGGCCUUUCUUCUGAGGCACCUCGGUGAACUUGAACCUUCAGCCUUUGGGUUAACAGCCAAGUGCGUUGACCAUUUGCACCUUCCAGGGACUCUUAAUAUUUAUAGCAUUUUUUUCCCCUGAAAAGUUUUAAGUUGCCAGGGUUUUUGUUUUUUAUUUGUUUUGCUUCCUGCUUUAAUUCUUGCUGUUCAUUCAUUAAGGAAACCCUGAUGGUGUAGUGGUUAAGCGCUACCGCUGCUAACCAGGCUGUCGGCAGUUUGAAUCCACCAGCAGCUCCUUGGAAACUCUAUGGAGCAGUUCUACUCUGUCCUAUAGGGUCGCUCUGAGUCGGAGUCAACUUGGUGGCAGUGGGUUUUUUGGUUUUUUAUUCGUUAAUGAUAUCGAAAAAUAGAAUAUCGUUAGAGCAUGUACUUUUCAGAAACAGGUGCCCACCACCCAUCACCAGCUCUGCUCUCGUGUUAUUCUGCCCCCACUCAAUAAAGGAAGAGAAGAAGAAGCAAAGUCCUACGUGACAGGUGUGGGGAGAGAUUUCAAAUAGUCAAUAUUGGCAGAUUUGAUAAGUAGUUAUUAAUGAUAAAUUCAGCAAGAAAAAAAAAAAAAAACCUUGAG